UAUACACAUGUGGUGGAAGUUGUAGUUGUAUGCUCUUAUGUUAAUGUAUACUUUAAGAUGAAAUAUUUAUUUAGAAGUAUUGUCUUUACUGGGAAAAUAUUAGUGAAAAACAAUGUUAACUAUGCAGUAUUUAAUCAAUUAUUGUAUUGUACAUCAAUUAAAUUACCUUGUGCCGUUUAUAGUGUCACAUGUAGGAGGAGCGUGUGUACAGGUUAUGAAAGCACCAAGUCUCGUAUGGUGGAAUUCCAAAAUAUGUUUGGAUGGAGUGAAAAAGAAACGAUGGAAAUACUUAAAGAAAAUCCGAAGCUUAUUAAAAACAGAAUAAACAAUGUAAAAGAUAUAUCGCUUCAUUUAGAAAAAAUAGGUAUAAGCAAGCAAUGUAUAAGCAACUCGCCUUGGUUGUUGUUAAAUUCUUUAAAUACUGUCAAAGUAAAAUUAAAACUUAUUGAAGAAAUAGGUAUUGAUGAAAAUUCUAUACAUUUACUGCCUAUUAGUUGUGAAAAACUGAAAACUGUGAUAAAAGUUUUUAGUAGAAAACCAUUAAAUGAAAAUAUACCGGAAAGAGUUCAAUAUCUGUGCGAAAACCUGGAAGUGAAUGUAGGAAAAUUAUAUGAAUUAAUAGGACAAUAUCCAUUUCUUAUCUAUGUUGAUUUUUCAAAAGUUAAAAAUAUCAUGAAAAUGUUAAAAAAUGCUAAUGUUAGUUCUGAACUUAUUUGUAAAGAUCUGUGGAUUUUUAGACAUAAUGAGGAGAUAAUGGCUCAAAGAAUGAAAACGAUUCAAUUAAUCGGUGCUCCCAUAAAGACUUGGUUACUACGUUCGACAGAAAAAAUUUUUAAUAAUUCGUUAGCGAGGUGGAAGAAGAAAGUUAAAGCAUUAGGAAAACACGAUAAUAUAAUUGACUAUUUGGCAGAAAGAUUGAACUGCAGUAAAGAAUAUAUAUGUGUUUUAAGCGAGAGAAAUCCACGUUUGCUAACUGUUCAUCCAUUGAAAGUAAAAGAGAUCUUAGAUUUCUUAUUCGAGAAGGGGUUUAAUGCACAACAGGUAUGUAAUUCUACAAGGAUUUUUCAGUACAGUCUUGAAACUAUUCAACAGAGGUUAAAAGAACUCGAAGAAUUAGAAUAUUAUCCAAGUUCACUCUGUGUUAUAUGCUGUACUAAGAAAGUACAUGAGAAUUUUGUAAAAAAGUUAAAAAGAUGGAAACAAGUAGAAAUCUUAAAAAGAAAGAAAUAAAUUAUUUUACUAGAAUAUAGUCGUAAGCUUCUUGCCUCUAAUAAAUUAAAUAAUUAUCUGAAAUAACCAAUUGGUGGCGAUAUACUUGGUCUAUCAAACUGUAAUGGACUGUAAGGAAGUUGGGAUCACAUCAAAAAAAAGGAGACAAUUUUUUUUUGUGGAAUGCAUUUCAGUCUUUACUAGACUAUCUUCAGCCACUAUUACAUAACUACAGAUACCUAUAACAAUUGCAAAAUAUUAUAUUUAACAUUUAGCCUUAACUUAAUAUAUAAUAAUUUACAAAAGGAAAAACAAACCUGCAAUAUUUAACUUAAUAAUUAAAGGUAACAUGAGUGUAUACUGCUAACUGUUCAUACAUCCAUCUGAUUACAAUUUCUUCUAUGGAUCUACUGACGGUUCACACAGACAAAUAAUUCCUUAUGUGACUCUGUUAAGCAGGUCUAUAGUAUUGGUUAACAGCAAUUCUUCUUGGUGAGAACUGGUAGCCAGGAUUCACUUACUUUCCUUUCCAAAUUGUCAUUAAUUCUAUAACUUUCAUAAUUUUAAAAUGUUCAUAAUAUUGCCUUUCAGUAAAUGUUUCUGUUUUUAAUAUUUUUAUUGUGUCUCCUACGAUUUCACAUCCUUUGGAAUUUCAUUGUUUGUAGUUGCACUAUCUGGCUACCAAUUGGUUAUUUGAGAUAGUUAUUUAAUUUAAAGUAUUCUA
Molecule: messenger RNA, 1933 nt
Organism: Centruroides sculpturatus (bark scorpion)
Lineage: Eukaryota; Metazoa; Arthropoda; Arachnida; Scorpiones; Buthidae
Product: hemK methyltransferase family member 2-like
Exons: 2
Coding region: 58-1230 (390 amino acids)
Biological process (GO): termination of mitochondrial transcription; methylation; regulation of DNA-templated transcription
Cellular component (GO): eRF1 methyltransferase complex; mitochondrial matrix
Molecular function (GO): protein methyltransferase activity; double-stranded DNA binding; S-adenosylmethionine-dependent methyltransferase activity
Source: RefSeq, a predicted model, not a curated record